Molecule: messenger RNA, 1057 nt
Organism: Zychaea mexicana
Lineage: Eukaryota; Fungi; Mucoromycota; Mucoromycetes; Mucorales; Lichtheimiaceae
Exons: 5
Coding region: 69-674 (201 amino acids)
Biological process (GO): oxidative demethylation
Molecular function (GO): oxidoreductase activity; demethylase activity
Source: RefSeq, a predicted model, not a curated record
CGUCCGUUUCAAAUCUCCCGAUUAGAAAAAAACAAUAAUCAUUGCUUCUCUAUUCUGCAACAAAAAUCAUGCGUACGACGGAUUACAGUAACCAAAUUCCUGGUCUUAUAUUGAUAGAGGACUUUGUCGGUCGCGAGGAAGAAGCAGCAAUGAUUGACGCUGUGGACGACAAUCAAUGGUGUGGUUUAGGUAUCAGUCCCAACCCAGAGCUGAAAAGAAGAACACAGCAAUAUGGCCAUUUGUUCAGCUACAGAUACAGAAAGGUGCUUGAGGAACUUGGUCCAUUGCCCGAAUUUUCAAGUGCGAUCGUCGAUCGUAUUAUGAAACAAGAACUCAUGCCAAACGUACCAAAUCACCUUCUGGUAAAUGAAUAUAAUCUCGGCCAGGGAAUCAUGCCACACACAGAUGCACCAGCGCUAUUUGGACCGGCCAUUUUAUCACUGUCGCUGUUGUCUGCAUGCGUUAUGAAGUUUACUCACGUGGAGACAGGUCAUACCCUCGACAUCCUGCUACCACGUCUAUCAAUGGUGGUAAUGACGGGCGAUUCAAGGUACAAAUACAAACAUUCAAUUUCCAAGGAUCAUAUCGAUACGGCAUCGGAUGGCACCACCGUGCACAGGGAUCGACGCGUGUCCUUUACUUUCCGAGGUGAACAUCAUGUUUUUGCUUUUUAAACUGACAACCCCCUUGCAACUUCCACCCCUGGAUGAUAUACUGACGUCCUGUCUUUUUUAUGGUGAUUUCUGGGAUGGGUUCCCGUUGGGUGGAUUGGGUGUUGCAGAGAUCAUAGCUUGGGAAGUUCCAGCAGCAGAGAACACGUGCAACGCUGCCACUACUGCCCCUCGGUAGUAUUGGCGCUAGGUGUAGUGGUGAUAGAUAGUACCACUUGCUCUUUUCACCCUUUCUCUUAUAAACAACCCCCUUUGCUGUGCUUGCACCGCCCCCUUCCUCGUAGCUUCUUCCUCUCCCUCCCUCUCUCUCUCUCUCUCUCGUUCUCUACUAUUUCUAUUCUUAUAAAAAGUAAAAUAUAUAUAUACAACACGUCCGACCUACACCU